AUGAGAGCGGGGAGGACAGCAGUAGGUGUGCCUCUGUCACACACACCUCAUAUAUAUAAACCCUGUCAAACCUGUCACUCUUCAUAUGUUUGUGUUUCUGUGUGUGUGUAGUCCACUGCUGUACCUGCCUGCUAGCUGGAGUGUGUUUGUGUCUAUGUGUGUUUCAUACACAUGUUGGACUAUGACCUUGGACUUUACCUUUGGACUACCUGGGUUUUAGUUAUAGCAGACUUUCCCUGUUUCUUACCUGAGGUAGUUUACCUGGCUUUCACCUGUUGCCGAAGCUCACCAGGUUUUUCAAAGGUACCGUCUCUGACCUGCUGGAGUUAACCUGUCUCCGGGUGUUGACCUGUGUAUAUCUGACUGACUGGGAGUUACUACCUCCUCUCAUCUGUUGGAAUUCACCUGUUAGAGGGAGCUCAGCACCUGUUAGAGGGAGCUCAGCACCUGUUAGAGGGAGCUCAGUACCUGUUAGAGGGAGCUCAGUACCUGUUAGAGGGAGCUCAGUACCUGUUAGAGGGAGCUCAGUACCUGUUAGAGGGAGCUCAGCACCUGUUAGAGGGAGCUCAGUACCUGUUAGAGGGAGCUCAGUACCCGUUAGAGGGAGCUCAGCACCUGUUAGAGGGAGCUCAGUACCUGUUAGAGGGAGCUCAGUACCUGUUAGAGGGAGCUCAGUACCUGUUAGAGGGAGCUCAGUACCUGUUAGAGGGAGCUCAGUACCUGUUAGAGGGAGCUCAGUACCUGUUAGAGGGAGCUCAGUACCUGUUAGAGGGAGCUCAGUACCUGUUAGAGGGAGCUCAGUACCUGUUAGAGUACCUGUUAGAGGGAGCUCAGUACCUGUUAGAGGGAGCUCAGCACCUGUUAGAGGGAGCUCAGUACCUGUUAGAGGGAGCUCAGUACCUGUUAGAGGGAGCUCAGUACCUGUUAGAGGGAGCUCAGCACCUGUUAGAGGGAGCUCAGUACCUGUUAGAGGGAGCUCAGCACCUGUUAGAGGGAGCUCAGCACCUGUUAGAGGGAGCUCAGCACCUGUUAGAGGGAGCUCAGCACCUGUUAGAGGGAGCUCAGUACCUGUUAGAGGGAGCUCAGUACCUGUUAGAGGGAGCUCAGUACCUGUUAGAGGGAGCUCAGCACCUGUUAGAGGGAGCUCAGUACCUGUUAGAGGGAGCUCAGUACCUGUUAGAGGGAGCUCAGUACCUGUUAGAGGGAGCUCAGUACCUGUUAGAGGGAGCUCAGCUGUGUAUCAACAAGCGCUUCUCUCUGCUACUGGAGUUUACCUGUGUGAAGGAGUUUACCUGUCUGACUGGAACACCUGUUGGAAUUCUGACCAACUAA
Messenger RNA from Coregonus sp. 'balchen', 1332 nucleotides. The record is from the annotation of a GenBank genome assembly. Lineage: Eukaryota; Metazoa; Chordata; Actinopteri; Salmoniformes; Salmonidae.